Punctularia strigosozonata HHB-11173 SS5 is the source of this 1134-nucleotide messenger RNA. RefSeq lists its product as uncharacterized. Gene Ontology annotation, cellular component: mitochondrion; cytoplasm; glycine cleavage complex. Lineage: Eukaryota; Fungi; Basidiomycota; Agaricomycetes; Corticiales; Punctulariaceae. Bases 82 to 564 code for a protein of 160 amino acids. The transcript is spliced from 8 exons. Gene Ontology annotation, biological process: protein lipoylation; glycine decarboxylation via glycine cleavage system. The record is from RefSeq and is a predicted model, not a curated record.
CAACCACUCAUAACGUUGGUCCACUUUUCCCUAUUAUAUUUUCCCCCUAGGGUCGCGUCCUCGGUCCUCUCAGCGUUCAACAUGAUGUUUUCUGCUCUACGUCAAGCAUCUCGCUGCUCUCUUCACCCCGGACGUCUGUCCGCAACGAAGACGCGGGUGCUACCCAGGACGGCUUUCGUCCGGACACUCGUUACCAAAAAGUACACGAAAGAUCACGAAGCCGUAGUGUUCGACGAUGGCACAGGCGUCGGAACCGUCUCCAUCACGGAUUACGCCCAGUCCAGCCUUGGCGACGUAGUAUUCGUCGAGCUCCCUACUGUGGGGACCAAGGUUUCUCAAGGAGACCAGAUCGGUGCUGUGGAAAGCGUGAAAGCUGCGUCCGACAUCUAUGCUCCCAUUUCAGGAACCGUAGAGGAAAUCAACGAAAAGCUGGCUGAGCAGCCUGGAUUACUCAACAAGUCACCCGAAGAUGCUGGCUGGCUUUGCAAAAUCAAGGUAUCCGACGCGACGGAGAUGGGUGCACUGCUGUCCGAGGAUGCCUACAAGGAGCAUUGCGAAUCUUAACAUACCCGCUGCCAUGGCAUCUAUAGAGCGCUCCUCAACUGAGCACACACGUUAUAGUCCUUCUAGUAAUCGAUAUUCCUUGACACGAGGUCAUAAGAUGCUUAAUAUACAGCGAAACAAUAUAGACCGUCCCGAUGCAGAUGUCUAACGGGUGAUGAGGGUUGAGAUGUAAGGAGUGCGUGAAUACCCGUCUCAUGACGAGGACUUGUAUUCGGUCUUCUCUCCGCGAGCCUCCAUCCGCUGCUUCGCCUCCCGGAGCGCCCAAGUCUGUAUGCUGGUAUCGGGCUUAUAGUACAGCAGCACACUGGCGAGCCCCAUGCCUCCGAACAUGCCGAAGUACCAGAUAUUCUCCCAGCUCUCUUUUACUCGCUUCUGACCAGGUGGAGGAGGCUGCUCGCCGAAGAGCAAACCCGUAGGCUCAUUGUAUUGAGGAGCGCCAUGGGACGCGUAGCGCCUCGCAGAGGUGCAUCUUAAUGCUGCAGGUCGAAGUGCGCGAAUUGACGUAGAGGAUAGCAUAGUAAAAUAAUGCGCUCCGGGUUUGAGCGGCGGAGUGGUGGUCGGACGGUGACG